Phycodurus eques (leafy seadragon) is the source of this 777-nucleotide messenger RNA. Its product is annotated as dynein light chain 2, cytoplasmic-like. The transcript has 3 exons. Gene Ontology annotation, molecular function: dynein light intermediate chain binding; dynein intermediate chain binding. Bases 106 to 375 code for a protein of 89 amino acids. Gene Ontology annotation, cellular component: cytoplasmic dynein complex. The record is from RefSeq and is a predicted model, not a curated record. Lineage: Eukaryota; Metazoa; Chordata; Actinopteri; Syngnathiformes; Syngnathidae. Gene Ontology annotation, biological process: microtubule-based process; cilium assembly.
AGGGCGGUACUGGGAAAGAAAGCACAUUGUGGUUCAGACAAGCGACUCACUUCGCUGCUUCUCGUGACGUUUAUACAUCUUAUCUUGGAAAAGUUUAGAGCCAACAUGUCUGACAAGAAGGCUGUAAUCAAGAACGCGGACAUGUCCGAAGAAAUGCAGCAGGACGCCGUGGACUGUGCCAUGCAGGCCAUGGAAAAGUACAACAUUGAGAAGGACAUUGCCGCCUAUGUCAAAAAGGAAUUUGACAAGAAGUACAACCCCACGUGGCACUGCAUCGUGGGCCGGAACUUCGGCAGCUACGUGACGCACGAGACCAAGCACUUCAUCUAUUUCUACCUCGGCCAAGUGGCCAUCCUGCUCUUCAAGUCGGGCUGAAAUGCCUCUGUCCAUUAAACAAGUCCAUGCUGUCCAUCAGCCCUGCUGCAGACGGGGACUCCCUCGGGAGGUUUUGUUAACGAAUGAAGGCGAAUAUGGCGCUGUGUUCACCACGUUUUGGGAGGUAUUUGUUUUGUUGUCCCAUGACCAACGCUUGUAUGUACAUUAUUUCAUAUAGAUGUUUAAUUUUUCACUGACUUAAAAGGAGUGGCAGUGUUUUUGUUGUAAAAGCCUUCAUUUUCUGUGCCGGAUUGUUGUCUCUAUGCCGAAUAAAAUGUCCCACUUCCAACCUGAGUACAUGUUUCCCCCUCACUGUUGUUGCUGUUUGUGUCAGUGCAUGGUGUAAUUUUUUUUACAUUCUGCACAUUAACACUGUUGGAAUUAAAUAUUGUCUUAUGUUUA